This is a messenger RNA of Tetrahymena thermophila SB210, 2022 nucleotides long. Its product is annotated as Serine/Threonine kinase domain protein. Gene Ontology annotation, biological process: protein phosphorylation. NCBI's taxonomy places the organism in Eukaryota, Ciliophora, Oligohymenophorea, Hymenostomatida, Tetrahymenidae. The record is from RefSeq and is a predicted model, not a curated record. Gene Ontology annotation, molecular function: protein kinase activity; ATP binding. The transcript has a single exon.
AUGUCGAAAAAUGAAAAAAUGAAUAAACUAAGGAGCUAGCUUAAAGGCACAAUCAAGAAAGUAAAUUAUCCAAUGAUUUCAGAUAGGGCUGAAGUUGUAGAGAAGGAUCGAGAGUAUUAAAUUUAUUAUAUCCCUGGAAAUUUUAGCUCAUUUUUCGAAGAACUAGAUAUAUUAGGAGAAGGAUGUGUUGGUUUAGUUAAAAAAGUGAAGAGAAUAUCAGAUGGUGAGCUCUUUGCCUGUAAAAUGGUGAAAUUAAAAGAUGAAGAAACUGUUUUACAGGUUAUAAGAGAAUUUAAGAAUAUAAAGAAGCUUAAUCACCCUAAUAUUGUACGAGUUUAUGAGCUUUACGUUGAUGAAAUUAAGAGAAGAAUCUAUACUAUAAUGGAAUUAGUAGAAGCAAGCGAAAUGUUUGAAGUAAUUAGAAAGUUAGGAUCUUAUUCUGAAGAAAUAGCCUCACGAAUUUUCAAAUAAAUUCUCUCAUGCAUACGCUAUAUGCAUGAAUCAUGUGUAUGCCAUAGAGAUCUGAAGCCUAAUAACAUUCUCUCUACAGAAGAUGGACAAUGUGUUAAAAUAACCGACUUCAAUAUUUCGAAAUUUGGGUCUACUACAAAAAAGGAUAAGUUUUUUAACAAGAAUGUUAAAAUGUGGACUUAUACAGGUACUGUUUCCUUCUCUGCUCCAGAAGUUUUUAGUGAAGACGAGUAUGACUAAUCAGUAGAUAUAUGGAGUGCGGGUGUAGUACUUUAUACUAUGCUAAGUGGCUAGGAACCAUUUUAGGCUGAGUAUUUGUAGGACUUAAUUGCAAAAAUACAAAAUGCAGAUUAUCAAUUUUAAAGCCAUAUUUGGUCAGCAAUAAGUGACGAAGCGAAAGAUCUUAUUUAAAAAUGUUUAAUUUUAAAUCCUAAAGAGAGAAUUACUCCAGAUUAAGCGCUUCUCCAUCCUUGGAUAACUGGAAAAUAAAAUACUUCACCUCUAGCUCUUAUAAUAUUUAAUAACUUUGAAAAUAACGCAAGAAGACUAUCUAAAAAGGUUCAUGCCUAUCAAAAACUAGGUUUAAUAAAACCUGUAAGCAGAAAAAUAUCAAUAGACUAUAGCAUCUUGCAAAGGACUAACCAUCACAGUGAAUAGGAAUUCUCAUAAGAAAGUCCUUAUUCUCUAGGCCACAUAAUUUUAAGAAAAGAUAGUGGAAACUCAAAAUAAUCUACUUCCUCAUAGAAUAGAAAUUACUCUUCGUUUUAUGAGGCAUGUUUAAAAACAGAGUAGUGCAAAGAAGAAUCACUACCAGCUGAGUUAUUGAAUAUUUAAUAAGUUGAAUCUCCCACCAAUGAUAAUAAUAAUUCUCCUCCUAAAAUAACUAUCUCUCCACUUAAAGAACAAAAAAGCAAUCAAUCAGUAUUUUUUAAACAAAGCAUAACCCCUCAUAUAUGCUUUUCAGACUAAGUAAUAAACCGCCAUCAAAAAUCCUAAACUUUUUCUGAAGAAAUUAUCAACAAUGAAUCUUAAAAUAAUACAAAGAUAAAAAGAAUUCAAAGUCUUUAUGUUGAUGAGAAAAAUAUUAAUAAUUAAUAAUAAGAAGAAGAGGAAAAGGGAAAUGAUUUAUAAGAAUCCUACAGCUCGAAAAAAUUGUAAGCUGAUCCAUAAUUUUCUAGAUUUGCUAGGUCUUAAAAAACUCACAAAACUUUAAUUCUACACGAUAGAUACAAACUAAAUGAAGAAGAAUAAUUUUUAUUAUCUUAAAAUUAAUUUUCUGAAUAAUUUAUUAGCACAAAUACUCUAACAUAAAUUAAUCAAAUUUAAAAUUUUUAAACAAGUUAUAGCACAAAUUUAAAUCAACAAACUAACCCAUCUCUAAUAUUUAUUGGUGAGUCUUUAGCAUAAAAAACUUAAUAAGAUGAAGGUGUAAUAGAAGAAGAUCCUAUCGUAAAUUUAUAAAAGCUUCAAGUAAAACCAGAUUAAAAUAGAAAAAAAGUAAGACAUUUUACAGUUAACGAUUAAGUAAAAUGCUACCAAUACCCUAAGUGA